Histoplasma mississippiense is the source of this 1158-nucleotide messenger RNA. RefSeq lists its product as hypothetical. Gene Ontology annotation, molecular function: glycerol kinase activity. The coding region runs from base 1 to 1158 and encodes 385 amino acids. The record is from RefSeq and is a predicted model, not a curated record. Gene Ontology annotation, biological process: triglyceride metabolic process; glycerol metabolic process; glycerol-3-phosphate biosynthetic process. The transcript has 4 exons. Gene Ontology annotation, cellular component: mitochondrion. NCBI's taxonomy places the organism in Eukaryota, Fungi, Ascomycota, Eurotiomycetes, Onygenales, Ajellomycetaceae.
AUGGGCAGCAUCGGUCAGACUUUCUUGGGUUCCAUCGACCAAGGGACGACAAGCUCGAGAUUCCUCAUAUUCAGCGCGGCUGGAGACGUUGUUGCAUCGCACCAGCUCGAAUUCCGGCAAAUAUAUCCUCAGCCUGGCUGGCAUGAACACGACCCCUUGGAAAUAGUAUCAUCCGUUGAAAAAUGCAUCGAUGGCGCCGUUGCUUCAUUUGAGAGCCAGGGCCACAGUAUAAAGACUAUCAAGGCCAUCGGCAUUACAAACCAGCGAGAAACAACUGUGGUAUGGGACAAAGACACAGGGGGAGCCGCUCUACAACGCGAUCACCCAGAAGGAUACGGCUCCCUAGCUUCCACGGUCCUAAAAGGCUUCCGUAUCACAGGCUGUCUGGGGGAUCAAUCUGCCGCACUUGUUGGCCAAAAGGCAUUCACUCCUGGCCUGGCGAAAAAUACAUAUGGCACAGGUUGCUUCCUGCUAUACAACAUAGGGGAAACCCCUGUUAUAUCCAAACACGGCCUCCUCACCACCGUCGCUUUCGACUUCAAUGGGAAAGUUAUGUAUGCGCUUGAAGGGAGUAUUGCCGUUGGCGGAUCCAGCGUUAAAUUCUUAGUAAACAAUUUUGGCUUCAUAGAUAAAUCCAGUGAUAUAAGCGCUCUGGCCGAGACAGUGGAGGACAAUGGUGGCCUGGUGUUUGUAACCGCCUUUAGCGGCUUGUUUGCCCCCUACUGGAUAGAUGACGCGCGUGGGACAAUGUUUGGAAUUACUACGUUCACAAAUCGCGGACAUGUUGCACGUGCGACGCUUGAGGCGACCUGUUUCCAAACUAAAGCUAUUCUCGACGCCAUGGAGAAGGACAGCGGGCAUAAAUUGACAGAAUUGGCGGUCGACGGAGGCAUGUGUAAUAGUGAUUUGACGAUGCAGACACAAUCCGAUAUCAUAUCUAUUCCGGUACAUCGACCAGCAAUGCGCGAAACCACAGCGCUGGGGGCUGCGAUUGCUGCAGGAUUGGCUGUUGGCGUCUGGCAAGGGAUCGAAGAUUUAAAGACCGUAAACACAGACGGCUGCACCGUGUUCACGCCCGCUAUUACCAAGGAAGAAGCUGCUAGCAAGUUCUCAAGAUGGGAGAAGGCUGUGCAGAUGUGCAAAGGUUGGGCUAAUUGA